AUGACGAAUAGAGAUGACGUUGAGAAUGGACAUUUUCAAUGGGCCGAAUAUUUACCUCUCGCUGAUCCACGUAGCUCCGUUAAUCGUAUUUCGCUGCGUAGAUUGGAGCUUAGUCGUGCCAAGCUCAAAUCCUCUAGUAGGGCUAGUGCUCUCUUAUCAGGUUUCGCGAUGAUGGCCAUGAUCGAACUCACGAUUGACUAUGAUGAAGAUAAUCCCAUCCCAGAGAUGCUACUGAUAGCUUUCACGGCUUUCGCCUCCCUUCUGGUCGUGGUUCAUAUCACCGCUCUGAUGAUCAGCACCUGUAUUCUUCCCCAACUUGAAUGCUACAUCAGUAUCUGUGAGAGCUCUGAUAGGACUAUAGAUACUCCCUACGAGAAAGUAAGGUGCUAUGUCGAAAUGUCCUGGAUAUUCAGUACGGCUCUGGGAAUGCUCCUUUUCCUCAUUGUAGUGGUACUCGCAUGCUGGGUGAAGUUUUGGAAUAUCUCUAAGUGGUCCGCGGGCGUGUGUUUCAUGAUUGUGGGACCAGUUGUUAUAAUCUACGUACUGUUCGCCAUCUUCUUCUACCGAACAUUAAUCUCCUUCAAGUACAAAAAUGCUUCAAAAAUGGUCGACUCCUUGGAUCGCCUAAUGUCUGAGCUUGAGAAAGGACAUUUCUCUUCGCCCGUCUUUAGUUCACCUGCAACUCGCAUUUCCUCAAUGCUAAGCAGUCCAGUUCCGCCUAGAACGUCGGUAGAUGUAGUCGCUUAUGUGCCAACAGCCUGA
Messenger RNA from Rodentolepis nana, 762 nucleotides. NCBI's taxonomy places the organism in Eukaryota, Metazoa, Platyhelminthes, Cestoda, Cyclophyllidea, Hymenolepididae. The record is from the annotation of a GenBank genome assembly.